GUUUUGGCAUAAACCGUCGGGCACUUAUGUGUGUAACACCGGUGUUUGAGCUGUGUGAUGGAGUUUCGCUGACUGCUAUUCAGUGACGCUUCGUGACUUUUGCAGUAACCGUGUCGCAGCGCAGCGUUGUCCACCUGGAGCUCCGAGCCGGGCGUCAUGGGGGAUAACAUUAUAAUCAGGGUGCAGUCCCCGGAUGGGAUGAAGAAAAUCCCUUCCACCAAGAGGGAGACAGCGGCUACUUUUCUGAAAAAGGUGGCCAAAGAGUUUGGGUUCAAUUCCAACGGGUUUUCUGUUUAUAUAAACCGCAACAAGACCGGAGAGGUUCUGUCCCAGAACAAGUCCCUCAACCUACUAAAGAUCAAGCAUGGGGACAUGUUGUUUCUGUUCCCCUCUGCAUCAUCCUCCUCUUCUUCUUCGGGGGAGGUAAUGGACACGGCGACCCCACACACAUCUUCAUCCCUGCCAUCCAUCUCGUCCUCUUCUUCGUCCUCAUCUUCGUCCUCGUUGAUCCCUCGGUCCUCCUCGGCGCCACAGGUACAGGAGGAUCAGAUCGAUCAGUAUCUGGCCAAACAAGACGGCAAGAUCUACAGGAACAGAGACCCACAGCUAUGUCGUCAUGGUGCCCUUGGAAAAUGUGUGCACUGUGUACCGUUAGAGCCUUUUGACGAAGACUACCUGAACCACCUCGACCCACCGGUGAAGCACAUGUCAUUCCACGCGUACCUUCGCAAGCUGACCGGCGGAGCUGACAAAGGGAAGUUUGCAGCUUUGGAGAACAUCAGCUGUAAGAUAAAGUCGGGAUGUGAGGGUCAUCCUCCCUGGCCCGAGGGGAUCUGCACAAAGUGCCAGCCCAGUGCCAUCACUCUGAACAGACAGAAAUACAGACAUGUAGACAACAUCAUGUUUGAGAACCACACCAUCGCCGACCGAUUCCUGGACUUCUGGAGGAAAACAGGCAGUCAGAGGAUGGGCUACCUAUAUGGCCGGUACACCGAGCACACAGACAUCCCGCUGGGCAUCAGAGCUGAGGUGGCGGCCAUCUAUGAGCCCCCGCAGAGUGCGACCCAGAACAGUUUGGAGCUGUUGGAGGAUCCCAAAGCUGCAGCUGUAGAUGAAAUCGCUGCCAAACUGGGACUCUGCAAGGUGGGCUGGAUCUUCACCGAUCUGUUGUCUGAGGACACAAGGAUAGGGACUGUCCGCUACACAAGAAACCAGGACUCCUUUUACCUGAGCGCUGAGGAGUGCAUCACGUCCGGAUAUUUCCAGAACCAACACUCAAACCCCUGCAGGCUGUCUCGAGAUGGAUACUUUGGAUCCAAGUUUGUGACUGUUGUUGCUACAGGUGGUCCAGAUAAUCAGGUCCACUUUGAAGGCUACCAGGUGUCCAAUCAGUGCAUGGCUCUGGUGAGAGACGAGUGCCUGCUGCCCUGCAAAGACGCUCCUGAGCUCGGCUACGCUAAGGAGUCCAGCCCUGAGCAGUACGUACCAGACGUCUUCUACAAGGACAAAGAUAAAUUUGGGAACGAUGUCACGUUUCUAGCUCGACCUCUUCCUGUCGAGUACCUUAUCAUAGAUAUCACCACAACUUUCCCAAAGGACCCUCAGUACACCUUCACCUCCACACAACGCUUCCCAAUUGAAAACCGCGACAUCCUUGGAGAGACACAAGAUUUUCACAGUUUAGCCACAUACCUGUCCCAGUGCUCCUCCGCGUCAUUCCUGGACAUCGUGUCAGACUUCCAUCUGCUCCUCUUCCUCGUCACCAACGAAGUCAUGCCUCUGAGGGACAGUAUUGGCCUUCUUCUGGACGCAGUGAAAACGUCCAAUGAGGAGCUGGCGCAGACCUGGAAGAAGUCUGAGCAGUGGGCCACCAUAGAGCAGCUUUGCAGCACGGUGGGCGGGCAGCCGUCCAGCUCCCUGGGUUACGAAGCAAUGGGCGGCCCCGCGGCGCCGGCGUCCUCCUCAGCCAUGUGGUCCUGCCUCCACUGCACCUUCAUGAACCAGCCCGGCACAGAGCACUGUGAAAUCUGCAGCCUGCCCCGCAGUUAAGACCCUCCACAGAACUUCCACCUUCAAAGUCCUAACUUCACCAGAUCCAGUUGCAAGAUUCAGAUG
Poecilia latipinna (sailfin molly) is the source of this 2115-nucleotide messenger RNA. It is a transcript of the gene nploc4, whose product is annotated as NPL4 homolog, ubiquitin recognition factor. Gene Ontology annotation, biological process: ubiquitin-dependent protein catabolic process. The coding region runs from base 157 to 2049 and encodes 630 amino acids. NCBI's taxonomy places the organism in Eukaryota, Metazoa, Chordata, Actinopteri, Cyprinodontiformes, Poeciliidae. The transcript has 17 exons. Gene Ontology annotation, molecular function: ubiquitin protein ligase binding; ubiquitin binding. Gene Ontology annotation, cellular component: nucleus. The record is from RefSeq and is a predicted model, not a curated record.